Molecule: messenger RNA, 1587 nt
Organism: Durio zibethinus
Lineage: Eukaryota; Viridiplantae; Streptophyta; Magnoliopsida; Malvales; Malvaceae
Product: zinc finger CCCH domain-containing protein 63-like
Molecular function (GO): protein binding; metal ion binding
Source: RefSeq, a predicted model, not a curated record
GACAUUAAGCUUCCAUCAUAAACUGUUUUGGUAAUCAAAACCCAAAAGCAAAAUUCUGCUUCUUAUUCCUAAAGCUUCACCCAAACAAGCAUUCCUAACCUCUGCUUUCGCUUUUGUUGAAGUUUCUAAGAUCAGAUUCAGACGCAAUCUAUCUAUCUCUCGACUCAGAGAAUGGAGAUUAAGGGAGUUGACAGAGGAAGAAAUUUGUGUGGAAAUAAGGGAGAUUUCACAAACCCCAACGGCAAUGUUUUUCGUAGAAAUACAAUGGUUUCUCGUGCUUUAAUUGGUGAUCCACCGACGAAGAUCUCCACCUUUUGCCCUAAGAAUUCAUCUGUUUGGACUCUAAAGCCCCAAGAGAAGACGGUCUGUAAGUACUGGAUGUCAGGCCACUGUACCAGAGGUGACAAGUGCUGGUAUUCUCAUUCGUGGUCUCUUGGGGGUGGAUUCGCCAUGUUGGCCAAGCUGGAGGGCCACAAGAAGGCGGUUCAAGGGGUUGCCCUUCCUUCAGGAUCUGACAAGCUUUAUUCUGGAAGCAGUGAUGGAACUGCAAGAAUAUGGGACUGCAACACAGGAAAGUGUGUUCAGUUGAUUAAACUUGGAAAUGAAGUUGGGUGUUUGAUUACUGAGGGUCCCUGGGUGUUUAUUGGCAUGAAAAAUGUUGUCAAGGCAUUGAAUAUUCACACAGCAAAUGAGUUCAAUCUAAAAGGGCCUGUUGGGCAAGUCUAUGCCAUGGUUGUUGCUAGUGAUAUGCUUUUUGCUGGUGCACAGAAUGGUGCUAUUAUUGUAUGGAGAGGCAGUUCUAAGGCCAGUUCUUUUCAAGCUGCUGCAUCCCUGGAAGGCCACACUGGUGCUGUCUUAUGUUUAGCUGUAGGAGAGAAAAAGUUAUUUUCUGGUUCUGCGGACCAAACAAUCAGGGUGUGGGACACUGACACAUUACAUUGCAUUAAGUCUUUGAAUGGACAUGCUGAUGCUGUGAUGUCUCUUCUUUACUGUAAUGGGUGUUUGUUCUCAUGCUCACUAGACUGCACUGUUAAAGUUUGGUUCGCAAAAGAAGGACAAAAUUGGGAGGUGAUCUACUCUCAUAAUGAGGAAAAUGGUGUGCUCACACUUUGUGGUAUGAAUGAUGCUGAAACUAAACCAGUUUUGUUCUGCUCUUGCAAUGACAACACCGUUCGCCUAUAUGAGUUGCCAUCAUUCAGCGAGAGAGGCAGAUUAUUUUCUAAACAAGAAGUCAGAGUGAUUGAAAGAGGUCCAGAUGGCCUUUUCUUCACAGGGGAUGCAACUGGCUCGUUGACUGUUUGGAGGUGGCUGCAAAAGCCUCAAGGAGGAGCCUCAUGAUUGUCACUCAAAUUGUUACUGCCUCCUCUGCUGCUGCCAAUAUCAACUUUUUGGCUGUAUAUUACUAGAGAUAUAGAUGAAGAUGUAUAAAAUUAUACCAUACGUAUAAUUCUGUUUUUAUUGGUUGUGAGUUGCGCAAACUACUAAUUCAAUUUUGUAAAAAAGAAUGAAAAAGUUCAUUCAUGAUUGUCGCUCUGUGUUGAGGGAAUAAAAUGCUGAAUUUGAAUACCAGAUUGUUUCAAUUUAUAG